Messenger RNA from Centruroides sculpturatus (bark scorpion), 4205 nucleotides. Its product is annotated as patched domain-containing protein 3-like. The transcript has 6 exons. The record is from RefSeq and is a predicted model, not a curated record. NCBI's taxonomy places the organism in Eukaryota, Metazoa, Arthropoda, Arachnida, Scorpiones, Buthidae. Bases 1546 to 4182 code for a protein of 878 amino acids. Gene Ontology annotation, cellular component: membrane.
CUUUCGCAAGUUUCAUGUAUUUGAAUUACUAAGCGUUGUUCUCAUAACUCCUCCUUCGGAUCCACAGAUCCACACCUUAUGUUCUGUCACUUUGCGAUGCUCCCAAUGUGUUGCAAUUAAUAAUUCUUUAUAUAAAUAUACAAAACAUUAGGCUAUAAAUUAAAUAACUGUAAAGAAUGUUACACAGUUGAAGUACAGUUAAAUAUUAAACCCGUAAUAAUGAGGAGCAUUUUAAUAAUAGACAAAUGAUGCCUAAAUUAAUGCGGUGAUUGAUAUAGAAAGUGAAAUGUUAAGGCAAUAAAUGUUUUGCUUUUUUUGACAUUUCGGUUUUUUCUGAUAACCUAUUCAAUAUUUCUUUUUGAUUGCAUCAUUUCACAAUUUUAUUAAAAAAAAUUCACUUUAAUAAAAACAUCUCCUUAGUGAUAGAGCUAAUAUUGUAUAUGUUACAGAGUGUUUACUACGUUUCACUGUUUUUCGUAGUGAGAUGAGGCGUGAUUUUGUAAGAAGAGUCGUUUCUGUCACCUUAUCUCGCAUUGGGUACAACGUAGGAUGUUACCCGCAACUAUAUGUGGCAAUUUCCUUCAUACUUUCAAUUGUGUUUGCGACUGGAGUAUUGAAUAUAUCACCUUCGAAGGACAUAGAAUAUCUUUAUGUACCAUCCGAUGCAAGAAUUAAAACAGACAGAGCAGCAAUCGAAUCAAUAUUUUCCACAAACAAGUCAGAGUGCGAUUACAGAAGAUUAUCUAGAUUCGAAGGAACUGUAGCCAUACAAGUAACAUCAAAAUAUGAAAAUUCCAUGUUAGAAGAAACAAUACUUGAAGAGGUCAUCAAACUUGACAAAAUUAUACGAAAUGUCAGUUUUCUAUGGAAUAACGCAUUCGUUCGUUAUGAAGACAUAUGUUGUAAGCCGGAUGGGAUUACUUGCCACGAAAAUUAUGUUUUAUCUUUUAAAGGAAAGGCAGAUGACAUGAAGAAAGGAAUACACAAUGUCAAAUAUCCAGUUGACAAAAUACGUGGAAACGUAGUAGUCUCCGGUUUUGAACUUGGAGGAGUCACUAUAAAUAAGGAAAAUAUGGUUCGAGAUUUCAAGGCAAUUAGACUGUAUUAUCCACUGGAGAGUGCCACAGAAGAGAAGAAAGAUAUGGCACUGAAAUGGGAAGAAUCGCUUUUAGAGACAUUAACCAAAGUUAAUUUGAAUAAUAUUGAAGUUUAUAAGUUCCUUAGCCAGUCUGUCAAUAACGAAAUUAACCGUAUUGGCGAAAGUAUUUUUUCUAUCAUGGUUAUUUCUGCUCCAAUUAUGCUGAUAUUUGCGGCAGUUUCUUGCUUAUCGACUGAUGUUCUGUGCAGUAAGCCUUGGUUAGGUAUUGCUGGUUGUGUAUCACCUUUCAUAUCCACUGUAGCCGCAUUUGGACUACUGACAUACUGCAAAGUAAAUUACUUUGCAUUGAACGCCAUAAUUCUUUUUCUGAUGCUAGAUAGUGCGACAAACAUUGAAACUUCGACACUUUCGUCCCUGAUAUUAUUUAACUCGGAUGCUCUUUUGAGAUGAGGCGUGAUUUUGUAAGAAGAGUCGUUUCUGUCACCUUAUCUCGCAUUGGGUACAACGUAGGAUGUUACCCGCAACUAUAUGUGGCAAUUUCCUUCAUACUUUCAAUUGUGUUUGCGACUGGAGUAUUGAAUAUAUCACCUUCGAAGGACAUAGAAUAUCUUUAUGUACCAUCCGAUGCAAGAAUUAAAACAGACAGAGCAGCAAUCGAAUCAAUAUUUUCCACAAACAAGUCAGAGUGCGAUUACAGAAGAUUAUCUAGAUUCGAAGGAACUGUAGCCAUACAAGUAACAUCAAAAUAUGAAAAUUCCAUGUUAGAAGAAACAAUACUUGAAGAGGUCAUCAAACUUGACAAAAUUAUACGAAAUGUCAGUUUUCUAUGGAAUAACGCAUUCGUUCGUUAUGAAGACAUAUGUUGUAAGCCGGAUGGGAUUACUUGCCACGAAAAUUAUGUUUUAUCUUUUAAAGGAAAGGCAGAUGACAUGAAGAAAGGAAUACACAAUGUCAAAUAUCCAGUUGACAAAAUACGUGGAAACGUAGUAGUCUCCGGUUUUGAACUUGGAGGAGUCACUAUAAAUAAGGAAAAUAUGGUUCGAGAUUUCAAGGCAAUUAGACUGUAUUAUCCACUGGAGAGUGCCACAGAAGAGAAGAAAGAUAUGGCACUGAAAUGGGAAGAAUCGCUUUUAGAGACAUUAACCAAAGUUAAUUUGAAUAAUAUUGAAGUUUAUAAGUUCCUUAGCCAGUCUGUCAAUAACGAAAUUAACCGUAUUGGCGAAAGUAUUUUUUCUAUCAUGGUUAUUUCUGCUCCAAUUAUGCUGAUAUUUGCGGCAGUUUCUUGCUUAUCGACUGAUGUUCUGUGCAGUAAGCCUUGGUUAGGUAUUGCUGGUUGUGUAUCACCUUUCAUAUCCACUGUAGCCGCAUUUGGACUACUGACAUACUGCAAAGUAAAUUACUUUGCAUUGAACGCCAUAAUUCUUUUUCUGAUGCUAGGUAUUGGAGUAGACGAUUCCUUUAUAUUGCUGGCUGCGUGGAGACGAACUGACGUGAAGGCUUCUGUACCUGAUAGAAUGAAAGAAGCAUACGCCGAAGCUGCAGUGUCCAUCACUAUCACGUCACUGACCAAUUUUUUUGCUUUUUGUAUGGGAUUUAUGACACCGUACAAUUGUAUUCAUAUAUUCAGUGCGUAUUCAGCUCUAGCAAUUAUAUUUGAUUAUAUUUAUCAGUUGUUAUUUUUCGGUGGACUCAUGGCUUUAGAUGGAUACAGAGAAAAGCAUAAGCUUCAUUCUAUCUUCUGCUGGCCAGUUAAACAGAAUUAUCCAAAUAAUGAAAACGGAGUAUAUUUAAAAUCAACAAACAAGAAAAAAAAAGACAAUAUCUUUAUGGCAUUUUUCGGAAAUGUCUUAGGUGGAAUACUUGGAAAACCAAUCAUAAAAAUAAUUGUGAUUUUAGCCUUCUUUGUUUAUCUCGCUGGUGCGAUAUACUGUAUGCGAUUCAUUCAAGAAGGAAGCGACGUAGUUAAAUUUUUUCCAUACUUCUCUUACGUGUUUGAAUAUAUAAGUAUUGAAGAUAAAUUCUUUCAUAAUUACACUCAUCAAGUGCAAGUAGUUGUUAAUCAGACAUUAGACUACUCAAACGUCACUGUCCAAAAUGAUAUAGAAGAGUUUUUGCAAAGUUUCGAGUCUGCUCCAUUUACAUCCGAUUCGUCGACCACAGAAAGUUGGCUGAGAGAAUUUCUGGCAUUUACUAAAUCUCCAGUUGCAGAGUUUUCUCUUUCUGGUUACAAUCUGAGUGAUUCCGAAGACUUUCUGAAUGCAUUUAGAAACGUUUUCUUAAAAAUGAAAAUAGCAACAAGAUUUAGAAAUGACGUUGUUUUUAAUAAAGAAGGUGAUAAAAUUACUGCUUCGAGAUUUCUCAUAUCCAGUUACGAUGAUAAAACUGGAGACGAUAAAAAAACUUUCUUUCGGAACGUAAGAAAAAUCGGCGAAAACAGUAAAUUUUCCACUAUAAUAUUCAAUUUCAGAUUUAUGUAUUAUGAACUCUAUUCUAACAUUCUCUCAAACUGUUUAAAAGCUAUCUGUUCUGCAGGAGGAACAGUGAUUAUAGUGUUUAUUAUAUUUACCCCGAACAUAUUGUUUCUUUUGUCUAUUACCAUCACUGUCGUUUCAAUCCAGGUUGGUUUGAUUGGAUAUAUGUCCUUAUGGAAUGUAAGUAUUGAAACUACAGCGUUAAUAACGUUAGUGAUGUGUACGGGUUUUUGUGUAGAUUAUACAGUUCAUAUGUCCUAUAUAUUUAUCAAUUGCAAAAACAAAACACCAAACGAGAAAAUCAAAAGUUCUUUAUACGCUUCUGGAUAUCCUGUUUUACAAGGUUGUAUAUCAACUAUUCUGGGUGUUUCAAUAGCAUAUUUUGGUCCAUCAGAACCAUUUCUUAUAUUUUCGAAAAUUUUGAUGUUAAUGGCGAUCUUCGCUUUAUUUCACAGUCUGAUAUUACUGCCUGUGGUUCUUAGCAUUUUGGAUAGCAUUUCGUUUUCCUUCCUGAAAAAGAAAAGACAUAAGUUGGAAUGCAAUGACAAUCAUACAAACGAACUCGAUUUCUUAAAAUCUCAAAACAUAAAUCUUCAAGGACAUGAAGUUUGAAAAAUAAUUUCAAAUUAAUAGGA